AUGCUGAGAAUUUUGAUUCCAUUUAUUGCCCUCUGGGUGGAGGCUAGCUUGGGGUCUCUCAACUUGGAGCUUGAGCAGACACCCAAGUGGUCUAUGGCCGACAUGACGAAGGCCAAGGCUGGAGAGCCCUUGUCCUUUGGAAGCGCAAUCAAUCUAUCAUCUAUUCAAACCCUAGAGGGCCGAGGAUUGUUCGCAUUGGAAAAGAGGGAGUGUCUUAAUACUGGAUAUUACGUGUGCGAAGAUGGAGCAAGAUGCUGCCCAAAUGGAGACACCUGCGUUGCCUUGGGCUGCUGCGAAGGUACAAGCGAACAGUGCGGAACUCGCAAGUGUUACGACUCGAGCUCACAAACCUGCUGUGGGUCUGAGAGCGAUAUUGACAGCCUCGUCUGCGGUGAUGGCCAGGUGUGCCAACCAGGCGGAUGCUGUGAUUCUGGGUAUAAACAGUGUGGAUCACAGGGCUGCUACGCCCCGGAUACACAAGUUUGCUGCGCAGCUUACAACACGCAUUGUCCGAAAGGCUACGAUUGCGUUACGGGGGGUGACUGCUGCAAAUCCGGUCUGGUGCCCUGCGGAGAUACCAAGUGCUAUGAUCCUGAUACGCAAACUUGCUGCGGUAAUGGCGCUGGUGCUUGUCAAAAAGGCACUACUUGCUGUGGGAGCAAAUGCUGCAAAGAUAUCGCGUACUGCGGGUCUAAUGACAUCUGUUCCGCUUGCCCCGACGAAACGAAGACGGUAACGUCCACGCAGACCACCACGGACGUCGUGGUCAAGACGAAUACUAUCACAGAGGUCCCCAAGGACGAGCCUACAGGCUUCAGCUGCGUGCCGAUAACAGUAACGAAUACCGACGAGGAAACACUAAUCCUCGGGACGGACUGCGGGCUUACAUACGAACCGCCCAGUACUACCUCAACCGAUGAUGGUAGUCUGCGACUCCGCGCGAGACAGAUCAACUGCAAAGCCCCUGCAACAAGAACUACAACCGUGAUUGUGACAAAGGGCGUUACUACACGCACAACCACCACCAUCACUACCACCAAGGCGGCGUCCGAGUUAGGAUUCUCGUGUCCUCCGAUGGAGGCUACGAACGAUGCUGGCGACGUGCUCGCGUUGGAUGAGGAUUGUUCCAUGAGUUUGUCAUUUGCUGAACCAACCACCACCUCUGAAAGCCAAAGGACAGUUACUGUCCAGGGCGGAGGCGGUAGUGCCAGCACCAGUGAGGCUGGUGGGGAUUCAGCUGCGAGCCCGAUGGGAGGACCGUUUGUGUCAGCAGGGACACUGGCUAUCAUCUGGGUGGCUGGAUUCAUUGCACAAGGCAUUUGA
Ilyonectria robusta is the source of this 1323-nucleotide messenger RNA. RefSeq lists its product as uncharacterized. NCBI's taxonomy places the organism in Eukaryota, Fungi, Ascomycota, Sordariomycetes, Hypocreales, Nectriaceae. The transcript has 2 exons. Bases 1 to 1323 code for a protein of 440 amino acids. The record is from RefSeq and is a predicted model, not a curated record.